UAUCACAUGACCAUUUAUUGAUAAUAAUCAUCAUGGCUACUACUGCAUCGAAAUUGAUGGAAAAAGAUGAACAAUUGCAGCUGUGUAUACAACGAUUUGUUUCAGAUACACAAUCAAUGAUCAAUCAAUUCAGUGAACUAUUCAUUGGUGAAUUACGACGUUUCGCUGAUGUUUGUAUGGAAUUUUCCGUUUCUUAUCGUAGCAUACAAGAAGAUCGUCAAUUCUUAUCGGCUGAGAAUAAAUCGCUCAAAGAUGAACUUGAUGCUCGUACCGCUGAAGUAGAUUUUCUUGGUAAAGAACUUCGAGAAAUACGAGAAGAAAAUGAUGAAUUAAUACGUAAGAUUGAAUGUUUGAAUAUAAAUUCGGAUGGAGAAAUAUCGAUGAUGAUCCAUCAUGAUCGACCUAGAGAUUAUGCUGUGGUCAAUUCUAUGCCAGCAUUUCCAAGACGAUAUUCCAGUGCUACUGGUUAUGAGCCACCGGCUUCAUCAGCUGGUAGCUAUCAUCAUCGAGAAGAAGGUGUUCCAAUUCAAGAAAACACUGAAUUUAAUUUAAGUACCGAAUCAUCGUUGCCAUCAACAAAUUCGAAAAAUCAAUUAAUGCUCUUGACACCACCUAUUGCUUUCAAAACAAAUAUUGCCAAUAAUAACAAUAUUGAUAGCUCUAAUAAUAGAGGUAAAUUAUCGCCCUCAGGAAAUCAAAGUAGUGAUGAAACUUCAUCAAAUAAUCAUACAAAUGAAACAAUACGUUCGCAUUCACGUGAUGACAUAUCAACACUUUAUGCUCAUUUAUUGAAUCAUGAUAAUAAUAAUAAUAGCGAUUCAGGUAGUAAUCAACUAAUCGGUGUAAAUAGUGGUUCAUCGAGGAAUUCAGAUCGAUCACCAUCGUUGGAUGAAAUACGUGGUAUUGGUAAUGCAAAAAUCAUUCAAAUGGUUUAUAAUCAAACCAAUGGAUUACAAGAACAAAGAACAUUAUCAACGGCAGUUAGUUCAUCAGCCGGUACAUUCUACGAUUGUAGCAGUAUGUCAAAUUUCGAUAAUUUAAAUGAUAAUAGUAUGUACAAUUCAAAUCAGCAACAAUUACUUAAAACUGUUACAGAUCAAAUAAGGCAAUUGUUCGGCAGACCGACGGAAACGAUUAGUGACCAACAUCAACAACAACAAUCAUCAUCGAUAAAUACGACUAUGGUAUCACCCCAAGUUAUUGUUUGCCAUGGAUCAAAUGAUGAAAACGAUGGCGGUUUGAUCAGCUCUCCUAAUAUUGGACAAAGUACAAUGAUUGACGGUGAAAUGAAAAAACGUCAUCCAACCGAAAUCACCACUAAUAUUGAUCAGUCAUCAACAAUCGAUGCGAUGUAUGCGAAUGCAUUUAUAGCGAAAACACCAUCACCAAAUUAUUGUGAUUAUGGCCAACAUUUGGAUAAAUAUCGCUGUGAUAAUGAUCAUAACAAUGAUAAAGAAUCUGGUGCAGGUGAUGUCGAUGAAUUUUUGCUCAAUGCUCCACCUGUUCAACGAUAUAAUUCGAAAAAAUUAUCAAAAAAGCGUAAAAGUCGUCGACGAGCUGGAGCCGAAACGAACCGUGAUAAUGAUCAACAUUUAUUACAACAGAAUCAACCAGAUAUUUCGCCGACCAUAAUCAUGCCAUUAACAUCGAUCGAUUCUAUUUCAAUAAUUCCCUCACCGAAAAUUGAUCUAAAUCGUUACCUACUAGUAGAGAUUUGUCACAUUGUUUCACCAUCGCAUUUUUAUCUUAUAAUCAAUGAUGAAAAAAUCGGUACGAAUGCAUUCGAAGAUUUUCUGGAACGAUUUCAAAAUUUUUACAAAUCAAUCGAAGCAAUUGGACAAGAUGGCAAUGUGAAUGAUGAUGAUAUUGAUGAUGUUGAUGAUGAAGAACGCCAGUUACGAAUGUUGGUUAGUAUACCACCAUCAACUCAAACAUUGACAAUCGGUUCAUAUUGGGCAUGCUAUAUUGAUGAUGAAUUGGAUUGGCGCCGUGUACAGAUUAUUGAACGAUCCAAUCUUGAUGACCAUUAUAGUUCCGAUAGUAAUAAUCAUGAUGAAUUCAUUAUGGUCAAAGAUGUUGAUUCCGGUUAUUCAAGCCUAGUGCAUAUACAAAUGAUACGGCCAUUAACCUAUGAAAUGGCACAAGUACCAGCAUUCGCUGUACGUUCAUCAUUAGCAUUUAUUUAUCCACAUCAUCAUCAUCAACAACAGUCAUCUCAUGUCAAUAAUAGGCGUGAUGAUCAAUACUAUGAUCAAUGGCCAAUGGAAUGUUGUCAAUUUUUUGAAGAUAUGACCUAUGAUCAGAUAUUGACAGCAUCAGUUCUGCAAAUAAAUCAUUCGAACGGACACCAACAAUCAUUGGAAAUCAAUGGAAAUCUUGAUGAUGAAAUUGCUCACGUAUUACUUUGGUGUACAUCAGCUGAAGAUUAUGAAAUUUUCAUCAAUCGUAAAUUGAUUGAAUUGAAUUAUGCAAGCAAUGUAGCCGACGAUGAUUCAUGGAUGGAUCAAUUUAAUGAAGUUCUUAAUAAUAACGUAGCUGCAUCACCAUCACCAGAAUCACCAAAUAUCGAAACCUGUUUCAAUAUUCAACUUGCAAAACCGACAGAUGAAACGGCUAUUGUAGCUACAGUUUCACCACCUGCAUUCCAAACAAUAAACAAUAAUGAUAAUGCUCAACCUGAAUCAAAUGGAUCAAUGAAAUCGAUGGAAACAGCUCCUAACAUCGAAUAUGUCAACCCUGUGGUAGGCAAUAAUGAAUCGAUCAAUAGUAAACAAACGGAUAGAAAAAUUAAGAUCAAAACUAGAAGUAAAAAAAAGAAAGGUUCAUUGAACGAAGCCAAAGACGAGAACAACGAAUGUCCCGAUUCCUGCAUCAAUCGACCAGCAGUACCGAUACCGAUGAUUGGAGACGUCGACGUCAACGGCCAACAACCAUCCGUGACGAAUACCAGCAUCACCAACAACAAUACAACGACAAUCGAAUCGGAAACGAAUUAUUCACUAGGCAAAACAUCGAAUUCGAUAACCGUGAACAACGAAAAGAUGAUCAAAAAGUCCAUUUGUUCAUCUUCAGACAACCGUAGUUUUAAACACCAACAAGAGCCACAUUCAUUGUUACCACCAUCAUCUCCAUCUCCUUCCAAAUCACCGAAUAGCUUGCUACAACUAUCCAUUGAACCUAUAAUUCAGAUUAGUAUAGCCAUCCACCAUUCAACCUCAAUCCCGAAUAACAACAUCAUAACCCAUGAACAGAAAGAAAUUGACUAUUUGAAACAAUCGAUUGAUGAUUCUGACAAUCAUGAUUCAUCAAUAUUUGAUCAUUAUUGUCAUACAUUACAUCAUGAUCCACGAUUAUCAAAUUGGAUCAUUCAAAAACAUUCACGUCAUGUUGUAUUGAAAAAAACAUUCAUGCCGGACAAGAUAAGCUAUUUGUUGUUUAUAAGCUGUUAUUUUGAACCAAAUAAAUUCAUUGGAAUAUUACCAUUUGGUGAACGAAAAAUUGAUUCUGAACAAUUAGGACAAUUUGUACGGAACACACAAGAAUCUCAAACACCAUUCCGUCAAUUUGUCAGUGAUAUGACAGAAUUUUAUCGUCAAGAACAAUCAUCAUCUUUACGACUUUUACCCGAACAAUGUGUAUUCGAACAGAAUAAUACAAGCAGUACAAUUGUAUUCUAUGAUCAACAAUCCGGUCUUUUUCUUCGUGGGCAUAUUGUCGGUCGUGAUAUGAUAAUGGAAUCACAAAAUGUUGAUUAUGAUAAACAACAACAGCAACAAGAAUCAAUAACUGAAUCAAAAAGCGUGAAAGAUUUGCUCAAAGUACCUAACGAUGACAAUGAUGAUAGACCAAUGAAACAGAAAAAAACAUUGUCACUAAGACGUCGUUCAUUACAUGAUUAUACCACACGAUACAUUAUUUAUGCCAUUGAUGUUGGCAGGUAUUUUCAAGUACCAUUGAAACACAUUUAUCAUCUGGAUGAUCGUUUCAAAAUGGCUAAACCAUUUGCUAUUGUAUGUAAACUACAUGGCUAUCCUAAUAAUAAAAGCAAAUUAUCGAAAAUAAGAUCGAUAAUAAUGGAAAAGAAAUUUUUCGGUAUUCGUUUUAUUGAUAUUGAUUUCAGCACCGAACGUUUUGCCGUUGAAUUAUUUACGGUCAAUCUGAAAGAUGAGGAAUCCAGUUUUAAGAUGAAUCGACCAUCUUCAUCAUGGCGAACAUCAUCACCGUUGAUAAGCAAAAAUUUGAUUCAUCUUAUCUAAU
This is a messenger RNA of Dermatophagoides farinae (American house dust mite), 4257 nucleotides long. NCBI's taxonomy places the organism in Eukaryota, Metazoa, Arthropoda, Arachnida, Sarcoptiformes, Pyroglyphidae. The record is from RefSeq and is a predicted model, not a curated record.